Messenger RNA from Asparagus officinalis (garden asparagus), 816 nucleotides. Its product is annotated as protein TIFY 9. The transcript is spliced from 6 exons. NCBI's taxonomy places the organism in Eukaryota, Viridiplantae, Streptophyta, Magnoliopsida, Asparagales, Asparagaceae. Gene Ontology annotation, cellular component: nucleus. Gene Ontology annotation, biological process: regulation of jasmonic acid mediated signaling pathway; regulation of defense response; response to wounding. Bases 116 to 595 code for a protein of 159 amino acids. The record is from RefSeq and is a predicted model, not a curated record.
GUGCUCUGUUAGUUCGCUCCCUCUUUCAUUUAAACCCCUCACGGAUCUCUUCCACACCCUCUCUCUCUCUCUCUCUAACACCCUCUCUAGCUCUUUCUCUCUCUAGAGUUUCGCCAUGUCGAAGUCCACGGUAGAGCUCGAUUUCUUCGGUCUCGAGAGAAUGCGAGGCCUCUCCCAGCUGUCUCUCGGGAUUCAGAACGUGCUUUCGAGGAUGAAUACAGCUCGAUCGUCGGUUUUGACCGGGGCCGGAGCGAAGCGGCCUUUGACGCCGUCAGUUCCCAUGUUCGACCCCGCUUCGCCAACGGCGAUGAGCGGGAUUCCACGGGGAACGGCGCCGUUGACGAUUUUCUACAAUGGGGCGGUCAACGUUUUCCACGUGGGACAAGCUGAGGUGGAGGCCGUGAUUAGAGCGGCGGAGGAGGGGAAUGUGAAGGAAGGGAUGCUGGAUGAGCUUAAGGGAGAUUUGCCCAUGGCUCGAAAGAAAUCACUGCAGAGGUUCCUUGAGAAGCGCAAGGAAAGGCUGACUGCAACGGCGCCGUUCGAGCGCGACGGGGGCUUGAUGAGGAAGGGGAAAACGGAGUUUCAGAGCCUCUAGCAACCCUUAGACGCUCGUUAGUAUGAUACUAUGUCGACCGGGUUUGCUAAUUAUCCUACUUAGUACUUACUUAGGUGUCGCCUGUGGUCAUGGACUUUGGCAUUCUUUUUCUUUUUCUUCUCUUUUCCUUUUGGGCAAUUAUGAAUUGCUUGUGUGCGUAUAUGUUGGCAGUGUAACUGUUUCAGGUAUGCGCUUCUGAUUACUUUAUAUGUUCCAUUUUC